AUGUCAGUUAGCAGCGUCGCUAUAUUCAAUCGCUAUGCGAUGUCCUGGAAAAUGUUGGGCAUCAAUACAGGACGCAACAAAUAUCUAUGCGGCUUGUAUGACAUUUUUGUGACGCUUUUCAUGACGAUCAACUUUCCGCUCCAUCUCAACAUUGGACUGCUGCAGAGCAAAACGCAAGGUGAAAUAAUAAGUAAUUUGGUGGUAAAUGUGGCGGCCAGUGCAUGCAGCGUCAAACAAUUCAUUUUGCGUAGAAAGCUAACAAAAUUGAACGAACUGAAUGAAAUAUUUGGACAACUGGAUGGUCGCGUUAUAGACAAGGAUGAGCAACUGUACUUUCAGAAGAUUAUGUUGCGUGAUGCACGUUUCCUGCUCAACACGUUUAUUACCAUUUACGUAUCUGUCAGUGCUGCUGCCAUUUUGGCACUGCUGAUGGACGAAGAGAGACGCCUCUUGUUGCCAGGAUUCUUUCCAUUCGAUUGGCGUGCGACCAAUCUGAGUUAUUUAUGUGCUGUUGGCUAUCAGUUUGUCGGUUUGUCAAUGCAAGUGCUGCAGAAUUUUGCCAAUGAUGUUUGCGGUCCGUUAAGUUUAUGCAUGUAUGCAGGUCACGUACAUCUCUUGAGUAUGCGUGUAUCCAAAAUAGGGCACAAUGCAGAUAUAACACCAGAACAAAAUUAUACUGAAUUAAUCGCUUGCAUUGAGGACUACAAAAAGCUGAUGAGAAUGUUCAUUAUAUUGCAGGACACUUUGUCCUCUGCAAUGUUUGUGCAAUUCGUGUGCAGCGGGUUCAAUAUUUGCGUUGCUGUGGUUUCGAUAUUAUUUUUUGCCGAUAAUUUAUUUGCAAUUGUGAAUGCCAUUGUGCUCCUCAUAGCUAUUUCAGUGGAAGUAUUCCCAGCUUGCUACUACGGUAGUAUGCUGCAGUUGGAGUUCAGAGAUUUGCCGUAUUCCAUUUUCUCAUCGAACUGGGUAAUGCAAUCGCGUAAAUUUCGUUAUAAUGUUGUGAUUUUUGUAGAAAUGUCCUUGAAAGAAGUAACAGCAUAUGCUGGAGGAAUGGUAAGGAUACAUAUUGAUUCGUUCUUUGCUACAUGCAAGUUAGCAUAUUCAUUUUUUGCACUUAUUCAAACCAUGAAGUAGACAGUCUUAGAAGACAAAUAUAUGCAGUAUAUACCUAAUAAUAAAUGAUUUUUCUUGGAAGAAUAGGUCCUCUAAAUGGUCCUUAGAAGGAAGCAAGGUUCAUUUUUACAAAAUUGAAAAUUUGAGCAU
Messenger RNA from Teleopsis dalmanni, 1260 nucleotides. RefSeq names its product odorant receptor 33b-like. Gene Ontology annotation, biological process: detection of chemical stimulus involved in sensory perception of smell; sensory perception of smell. The transcript has 2 exons. Gene Ontology annotation, cellular component: plasma membrane. NCBI's taxonomy places the organism in Eukaryota, Metazoa, Arthropoda, Insecta, Diptera, Diopsidae. Gene Ontology annotation, molecular function: odorant binding; olfactory receptor activity. Bases 1 to 1131 code for a protein of 376 amino acids. The record is from RefSeq and is a predicted model, not a curated record.